CUCCCGAGAUUUUUUUGAGAGGGUUUUCCCAACUUUCCAGAAGUUUCUCGCCGGCCCCUUAUAUACCCCCUCCGCCGGCCCGGGAGGUGCGCAGGGGAGCUGAGUGAAGCCGCGUCCCGACCCCAAAGGCGCUGGGAGCAGCUGGAGCCAUGUGGAUCGUGCUGGGGUUGGCCCUGUGCGGCCUGGCCGCGGCCGUGCCCUCGGAGGACAGGAAGCUGAGCGACAAGGCCACCACGCUGGCCGAGCGCAGCACCACGCUGGCCUUCAACCUCUACCACGCCAUGGCCAAGGACAAGGACAUGGAGAACAUCCUGCUGUCCCCCGUGGUCGUGGCCUCCUCCCUGGGCCUCGUGUCCCUGGGGGGCAAGGCGGGCACGGCGUCGCAGGCCAAGGCGGUGCUGAGCGCGGACAAGCUGAACGACGAGUACGUGCACAGCGGGCUGUCCGAGCUGCUCAACGAGGUCAGCAACAGCACCGCCCGCAACGUCACCUGGAAGAUGGGGAGCCGCCUCUACGGCCCCGCCUCCAUCAACUUCGCCGACGACUUCGUGAAGAACAGCAAGAAGCACUACAACUACGAGCACUCCAAGAUCAACUUCCGCGACAAGAGGAGCGCCCUCAAGUCCAUCAACGAGUGGGCGGCGCAGACCACGGACGGGAAGCUGCCCGAGGUCACCAAGGACGUGGAGAAGACGGACGGGGCCCUCAUUGUCAACGCCAUGUUCUUCAAGCCUCACUGGGAUGAGAAGUUCCAUCAUAAGAUGGUGGACAACCGUGGGUUCAUGGUGACCCGUUCCUACACCGUGGGGGUGCCCAUGAUGCACCGCACAGGUCUCUACAAUUACUAUGAUGACGAGACAGAGAAGCUCCAGGUGGUGGAGAUGCCCCUUGCUCACAAGCUCUCCAGCAUGAUCUUCAUCAUGCCAAACCACGUGGAGCCUCUGGAGAGGGUUGAGAAACUGCUGAACAAGGAGCAGCUGAAGACCUGGGCUGGCAAGAUGAAGAAGAGAUCAGUGGCCAUCUCGCUGCCAAAAGUUGUCCUGGAAGUCAGCCAUGACCUUCAGAAACACUUGGGUGGCCUGGGCCUGACAGAAGCCAUUGACAAGACCAAGGCUGACUUGUCCAAGAUCUCUGGCAAGAAGGACCUUUACCUGUCCAACGUGUUCCACGCGGCUGCCCUGGAGUGGGACACGGACGGGAACCCCUACGACGCCGACAUCUACGGGCGCGAGGAGAUGAGGAACCCCAAGCUGUUCUACGCCGACCACCCCUUCAUCUUCAUGAUCAGAGACACUAAAACCAACUCCAUCCUCUUCAUCGGCCGGCUCGUGAGGCCCAAGGGUGACAAGAUGCGGGAUGAGUUGUAGUGGGUUGGUGCUUUUGGUGGUUUUUUUUUUUGUUUUCUCCCAGAGCUUUGGUUUGUGUGUGUGUUUUUUAGUGGGCGAUUUCGAACAAGGGGCAACACUCUUUUGUAUCCUUCUCGAACCAUGGGUGCUAUUCAGACCAGGGUGCAUUGUGAUGAGGAACCAGCAGACACUUUACCUCACCCCCUCCCAAAUCCCUGUUGCACAAACCCACCUCCGGAGAGGAUCAGGGGAGCCGGGCACAAGAGGGUCACCUGGAGCAGAAGGGAAGUGGCAUCCUCAGGGAGGUGUCCAGGUUGAAGCCCAGCUCCUCCCUGCACUAGUUACGCCUCCUGCUGCGACCACCGUCCCUCCCAAAUGCUUCUGUGUCCCUGCCACUCGCUUUUCUCCUGCUUGGAUGCCCUGUUUAAACCCAGAGCUUGAGAGCUGCCCUUCCUGCCUUCCCAACGCUCCUCUGCUGCAGCUCUGUGGUGGUUUAGAUCCCGUUUGCUGGCCUGGGGAAGGGCAGGCUCAAACCCAAAUGUAUUUAUAUUAUAUUUAUGGCUGAUAAUUAGCCUGAAGUUUCACAGCCUGAGCCAGCCUAGACUUGGAGGUGAUUCCUAUCUUCUUCUUUUUAAGGGAUAUUGUAGUAUCCCACCAGCAUUCCAGGUCAGCCACGCCUGGCACACCUCACGUGGCAAACAGGAUCAUUGGAUCAAGGGACAUCUGUGCAUCCCAAGGGCAGUGCCAGUUCUUUGGAACCACCACAGAACAACCACGUGGCUUUGCUUGAUUUUUUAAUUUCCCUGCUCAUUUCCUUGCUGUCUUAGAAGCCCAGUACUGCACAUUCCCAGCUCUCCCCACUGUGGUGGGAGGCAGGAGGCGAUGCCAGGGAUGCAUCCAAUGCCCAGGAAGCCUGGACACUUCCCAGUGAGUCAGCACUGACCCCACAUGCUGUAGAAGGUUCUGGAGGAUAGGGAGGGGGUAAGAGGGGUGGGCAAGGCAGGAACACACCGUGGGAUGUUGGGAAUUGUUUGCAUCGUGUGGAUGCAGGUGGUGUGAGGGCUUUUAUUGUCUGGUCUUGUGCCACACAGUGACAUAAAUGUGUAAUUUUGCAAUAAAACUUUUUUUCAAUGAA
This is a messenger RNA of Myiozetetes cayanensis, 2481 nucleotides long. It is a transcript of the gene SERPINH1, whose product is annotated as serpin family H member 1. The record is from RefSeq and is a predicted model, not a curated record. Gene Ontology annotation, molecular function: serine-type endopeptidase inhibitor activity; collagen binding. The coding region runs from base 150 to 1367 and encodes 405 amino acids. The transcript is spliced from 5 exons. Gene Ontology annotation, biological process: collagen fibril organization; negative regulation of endopeptidase activity. NCBI's taxonomy places the organism in Eukaryota, Metazoa, Chordata, Aves, Passeriformes, Tyrannidae. Gene Ontology annotation, cellular component: endoplasmic reticulum.